Molecule: messenger RNA, 987 nt
Organism: Penicillium manginii
Lineage: Eukaryota; Fungi; Ascomycota; Eurotiomycetes; Eurotiales; Aspergillaceae
Product: GNAT family N-acetyltransferase
Exons: 1
Coding region: 1-987 (328 amino acids)
Biological process (GO): mitotic sister chromatid cohesion
Cellular component (GO): NatA complex
Molecular function (GO): acyltransferase activity, transferring groups other than amino-acyl groups
Source: RefSeq, a predicted model, not a curated record
AUGGCCUACCAGUUCUUCGCCAAAGGUCAGACACAGAAUUCCUCCAUACAAUCCCCUUCUCGUUCCUCCAAUUCUGUUCCACCCAUCCAUCCCCCAACACCACAACCACCAAAGUCCGCAGCUGUCGCAACAACAAGACCUGCCACAAAAGAAGCAACAUUUAUUCCAUACCCCGGUACCAUCUUAGCCGGCUAUAAAACCACACAUCCCAAUGCUACAAUCGAACCCAUUGGUGUAGCGCAUAUCCCAUCUCUCACGCGCAUCACGGGACUACUACUACCAAUUCGCUACCCAAACUCCUUCUAUACAGCGACAAUCACCGAUCCUGUCAUCGCGUCCUUGUCGCGUGUUGCUAUAUACCAUGACCAGCCAGGAACAGAUAAAGUGAUUGGGGGUAUUCGGUGUCGAUUGGAAAGGCUAGACACUCUCGAUACACAACAACACGACCACGAACAGGGCACGAACCUCUAUAUCCAAACUCUGCACCUCCUCUCACCAUAUCGAGGUCAUGGUGUGGCGGCGGCCUUAUUAAAUUCGCUCUUAUUCGAAACCCCACCAGCCUCGAAGACUACUCAAUACCGCGUUUCGAAAUUGGUGAAACACUACCGUAUUCGUUCCGUGACGGCUCAUGUCCAUGAAGCAAACGAGGAUGGGUUGAGGUGGUAUAUUGCGCGAGGAUUCAAGGUGCAGGAUGGGGUUGUCGAGGGGUAUUAUCGGCGACUGAAACCAUCUGGCGCGAGGAUUGUUAAGUUGGAUGUGGAAUGGGAGGAGAAUGAUCAGGUCGAGGGGGGACCUGGCAACGGGAAGGAAGAUGAGGAGGAUGGUUGGGAGAAGAUUGAGGCUCACGAUAGUGAGGAAGAGGGUGAUCAUGGGGUCCAACCACUGCCUGAGUCUCAGUCUCAAUCUCAAUCCUUCGAGGAUGCGACUACGCCGUCGCGGAAACGCAAGGCUGAAGAGGAAAAGGGCAAUAUACCGCAGAGGAGAUAG